This is a messenger RNA of Fopius arisanus, 635 nucleotides long. RefSeq lists its product as uncharacterized. Bases 21 to 563 code for a protein of 180 amino acids. The transcript has 3 exons. The record is from RefSeq and is a predicted model, not a curated record. Lineage: Eukaryota; Metazoa; Arthropoda; Insecta; Hymenoptera; Braconidae.
UGAAAGGAGUCAUUGCUCCUAUGGAACUUCACGUCCAAGCAUUCUCGACUGUCAAGAUUUUGGGCCACUUCGAUAUCGCUACCGCGAGUCCAGGACAGCAGCUUACUUGGGAACCAGUCUCGAUAGCUGAUUGUUUGUCAUUCAAAGACAAACCAAUUACUGUGUCAGGUUACUUGAAAACUGAGUUUAUUGUAUUCAAAACGACCUCUGGCAUUCCACUUGCACACGGUAAUCUCGCUGAUGGAUCGUAUCCUCUGUGUAUUCAAAUUGAUGGUUACAAACCUGUUACUCCAUUGGAGAAGGGCUCCUUUGUCAUAUUUAAUGGCAAAAUUGAGAAGUCGAAACCAGGAUCUUUUUUUCUGAGAGUUGAUGGGAUGAAAAAUGUCGUUGUGGACAAUUACCGUCCAAAAUUGUCUCUGAAACAAUUAAAAUCGGCAAUCUAUCCACCAAGAAAGCUCGGACCAGAGGUGGAAGAAGUGUCCAGUCAGAAGAGAUACCAAGAGGAUGAAGAGAAGGAGAAUUCUCAUGACAACGAGGGUGGGAAGAAGAUGAAAACAGACUGAGCUUCAUUCAGAAGCUUUCCGAUUGAUGAUCGAUGGCGCUGAUUUCUCCAUUCUUUUUGUUAAUUUUUCGUA